This is a messenger RNA of Rotaria sp. Silwood2, 5013 nucleotides long. The record is from the annotation of a GenBank genome assembly. Lineage: Eukaryota; Metazoa; Rotifera; Eurotatoria; Philodinida; Philodinidae.
AUGGUGCGUCUGAGAAAAAAAAUUUUCAAUAAAAUAUUCAAAUCAAAACAUACGGUUCCUUCAAAUAAUAAUAAUAAUUCAAAUGGUUCACAUCAUUCUGUAACAUCGGAUGAAUAUUCAAUAAAUAAUUUCAAUUCAUUUACAACUGAUGCUUUUUUUGAUCUUGAAACAAAAGUUUAUGGCGACAAUUGGUCAAUACCUUAUAAACGUGAAGAAGCUCUUGGGCAAUGUCUUCUAUCAGCAACACAACUUGCUCUUGCUGGUACAGCUGAUCAAGAUAAAAAUUGUGUAAAAUUUAUGGAAGAUUUAAUACCUGAAGCUUUUCGAAAAUUACAAUGUUCUCAUCCUGUUAAUAAUUGGGCCUUGGAAAUUCAAUCAGGUGUAUUCGAGAUGAUUGAAUUAUUGAUUGAUUUAAUUGCUGCACGUUUAUCAUAUGCACCGGUGCCUGUUAAAUUACUGGAAACAUUAUCUAUUGUGUUUGAUUAUGAUUCUGUUUUUCAACGAAAAAAUAAAACAAAACCAUAUGAUCGUUCAUUAUAUGAUAAACAAUUAGAUGAUCGUAUAUUAGCUAAUCCACCAUCAACAUCAACAUUUUCUGUUUAUAAUCGAAAUGAAACAUAUGGUUGGUUAUGUCAAUUAAUAAAUCGUUUCGUAUUAAAAGAUGGUAUUAUAAAUUUAAAAGCACAAUUUCAAAAUGAAAAACCAUUAACAGCUCCUAAUUUAAGUUCAGGUUCUAUUUCUUUAGAACAUUUUCUUUUUAUAAAUAAUUCAUUAACUCCAUCAUCAACAAGAACUAAAUUAUCAAAUAUGGAAGACAAUAUGAAAAUAUUAGAAAAUAUGGGUUUUGCCGAUCGAGAAUUGAAUCGUAAGGCUUUAAUAAGAGCUGAGAAUGAUAUUAGUGAAGCUGUUACUUUGCUGACAAGCUCACAUUUUUGUAACGAUGACUUUAUGACUCCCAACGAACGAAGGCCAACAUCAACAUUUAUUGGUUCACUUACUAAAAAACAAAUGAAACAACAACAAAACAUCACCUUAGAUAAAGCUUCCAGUGCAUCAUCGGAUGGAUUAUCUAUAGAAAAUUCGAAUUCAUUUACAACAAGUGAUUUUCUAGAUCUUGAAAAAAAAGUCUAUGGAGACAAAUGGCCAAUUCCUUAUAAACGUAAAUUUAAUACGAAUGAAUAUUUUGCGAGUAAAUGUUUCAUUUGUUCAUAUUUAGGUGAAGGAAACCUUAGUCGUUGCCUUUUAUCGGCUAUGAAGCUUGCACUUGAUGGAAUCGUUGAUCAAGAUGAACAUUGCAAAAAAUUUAUGGAAGCUUUAAUUCCAGAAGCUUUUCGAAAAUUGCAAUGCUCUCAUUAUAUUAAUCAUUGGGCAGUUGAGAUUCAAUUGGGUGUCUUUGAUAUGGUGCAAUUAUUAGUUGAUCUAAUAGCUGCUCGUCUUUCUUAUUCUCCAGUACCAGUACAAUUACUUGAAACUUUAGCUAUACUUUUUGAUCAUAAUUCGGUUUUUCAACAAAAAAAUAAAAACAGACCAUAUGAUAGUUCACUUUAUGAUAAACAAUUAGGUGAACAUAUAUUGGCUAAAUCAUCAUCAAUAUUUUCUGUUUUUAAUCAAAAUGAACCAUAUGGUUGGCUACGUGAAAUAAUAAAUCGUUUUGUUUUAAACGAUGGAAUACAAAAUUUAAAAAAACAAUUUAAAAGUGUACAAUCAUUGAUAGCUCUAGAAUACAAUGCAUUACUUUCACCUUUUGCUCAAUGCAUGGAUUAUCUAUUCAUAGAUAAAUAUCAACAAUUAUUUAGUGAACAUAUUGAACAAGCGUUAGAUUAUGUUAAAAACCUGAAAGAAGAAGAUUUUAAAGCAGAAUCAACAAAUUCAAUAUUUGAAUUACUUACAACUUUACGUAAAAUAUAUUCUGUUGUAUGGAAAAACCGGGUUGCACAGAUGGAAGAACUACAUUUAAAUAUAUUACUUGAAAUGCUUACUCUAUCAAAUUUUAAUGCUAAAAUGAAUUCAUUAAAAGAACUUUCAAAAAUAAUUGAAAAUUGUACAUCAAGUGUACAAAGUAUAAUUAAAACAUCAAUUCCACAUGAUACUGUUACUCAAUGGAUUAUUGAACAUUCUAUACUCUCAAAAGCAUUAGAAGGAAAUAUUGAUCAAAAUCAAUAUAUCGAAAAAGUUCAAACAUUAGUGGAUUUCAUCGCACCAAGAAUUUUAAAAGAAGAUAUUGAAACAAUAUGGAAAAUGCAGUAUGCUCGAUCAUUAGUCACAGCGGAUCAUUUGCUGAGUCUGAUUGUAUCUGCCGCAACGAAAUUUAAUCUAGAACAAUUCAAUUAUCUAAUUGAUUUAAUUGAUAACUCAUGGAAAACUGAAACAAUUUCUAUACAAGAAAAACUUAUUGAAUUACUUGGUGCUGUUGGUCGAAGAUGUCAAAAAGAUUGUGCUGCUCGUGUUUUAGAAGUUCUUUGGGAUAUGGCACAUGAAGAUCAACUUAAUCGUUCAAUGCUUGAUCAUAUUCUACAUUGUCAUUUGCGUGUAUUUAAUGAAGGUCGCUCACCCUAUGAUGCACUUAGGCGUGAUUAUUGUCUUAAAUGUAUGACCGAUUUACAUCGUAAGCAAGGUUGGUUUGUACCAGCUAUAAAACACUUACAUGAAUUAUUACUUCAUGAUGCAACAAAUACAGUUAAAUUUUUUAAAGCUGAUCUUAUAUCAUUAGUAGUUAAUAAGCAUGAUGUUAUAUCAGUAUUAAUACAAAGUUUAUCAACAUAUCAAUUAGAUGUUUGGAAUAAAACACAUGGUCAUGUUACUAUUGAGACAUCCGUGGAUGAUCGUUUUACAUAUGAAGAGUCAAUUAAAAUUCAUUUAGAUUUAUUAUCAUUGUUAUUAAAAAAAGGAUGUUUUUAUUUAGUAUUAAAACGUAGUGAAGAAUUAUGGGAUCUAUUAAUAACAAAUGAAAAGGCAAGUUUUCUUAAUCGUGAACUUGGUUUUACUUGGUUUAUAACAUGUGUUGAAGAUGUCAAUAGGGAUUCUCAAAUAGCUUUAUUUGAAAAACGGAUAUCAAAACUUGAUCUAAUAAAUCUAUCACCUAAAGGUUUUGAAUGUUAUAAAUUAUAUUUUGCACGUUAUAAUUUGGAACGAUAUAGACGACCAAGAAAUUUCAAUUACGAUUCAAAUAUAUCAACAUCAUCGAAUACAUCAUCGUCAGAUAUGAACUCAUUAGGUGUAAAUGAACAUUCAGAACCGAUAGCAUCAACUGAAGUUGCUUCACCAAAAAUAAAUCAUGCUUGCAUGACUCUCAAUGAUAUAUCAUCAUUAAAAUCAAUAGAUGACUUAACUACUCAACAACUACAACAAAUUCUUGUACAUAAUUUGGUACAGAUUGCCGAAUGUGUUAAAAAAUCAGAAUUAAUUAGUAAAUCAACAAAUUCAAUAUUUGAAUUAUUGUCCACAUUACGUAAAAUAUGUUCAGCUGUAUGGCUUAAUCGUAUUGAACAAAUCGAACAAUUACAUCUUAAUUUAUUACUUAAAAUGAUUGCAUUAUCGAAUUUUAAUGCUAAAAUGAAUUCAUUGAAAGAACUAGCAAAAAUAAUUGAAAAUGCAACAUCGAAUAUUCCAAGUUUGAUUAAAACAUCUAUUCGACGUGAUGUUAUUAGUGAAUGGAUUAUUGAAAAUUCUAUACUUUCUAAAGCACUUGAAGGAAAUAUUGAUCAAAAUCAAUAUGUUGAAAAAGUUCGAACAUUAAUGGAUUUUAUUGCACCAAAAAUUUUAAAAGAAGAUAUUCAAACUAUAUGGAAAAUGCAGCAUGGACGUUCAUUAGUUGCUGUUGAUCAUUUGUUUACUUUAAUAGCAUCAGCAGCUGCAAAAUUUAAUUUACAACAACUUAACUAUCUUAUUGAAUUUAUUUGUAAUUCUUGGAAAAUCGAAACAAUUCUUAUACAAGAAAAACUUGUUGAAUUACUUGGCACUAUUGGACGAGAAUGUCAAAAAGAUUCUGCUGUUCGUGUUUUAGACAUUCUUUGGGAUAUGGCACAUUCAGACCGUCUUGGUCGAUCAAUGCUUGAUCAUAUACUUCAUUAUCAUUUACGUAUAUUUAGUGAAGGUCGUUCACCAUAUGAUGCACUUAAACGUGAUUAUUGUCUUAAAUGUAUGUCAGAUUUACAACGUAAACAAGGUUGGCUUUUACCAGCUAUAAAACAUUUAUAUGAUUUAUUACAUCAUGAUUCAACAAAUACAUUUAAACGUACUGAUGAAGAUCUUAUAUCAUUAUUAGUUCAUAAACAUGAUUUAAUAUCAGCAUUAAUACAAAGUUUAUCAACAUGUCAAUUAGAUGUUUGGAAUAAAACACAUGGACAUGUUACAAUUGAUACAUUAGUUGAUGGUCGUUAUACACAUGAAGAAUCAAUUAAGAAUCAUUUAGAUUUAUUAUCAUUUUUAUUAAAAAAAGGGAAUCUUUAUUUAAUAUUAAAACGUAGUGAAGAAUUAUGGGAUACAUUAAUAACAAAUGAACAUGUUAGUUUAUUUGAUCAUGAACUUGGUUUAAAUUGGUUUAUAACAUGUUCAGAAGAUCUUAAUCGAGAAUCUCAAAUAGCCUUAUUUGAAAAACGUGUAUCAAAAUUAAAUCCAAUAUAUUUAACAUCUAAAGGUUAUACAUGUUUUAAGUUAUAUUUUGAACGAUGUAAUUCAGAACGAUCCAAUCAAUCAAGAAAUUUUACUUUUAAUUCAAAUUCAUCUACAUCAGCUUAUAUGGAUGAAAAUUCGUUUAACAACAACAAUAUAUUUCAAUGGGAAAUGUUUGUAUACAAAUGCUUGAACAAUGAUCCACCAUUACCAAUAAUACAUAACAAAGAUGCAAUAAUUGGCCCAAUAUCAGCAAAUUUGCAAGAUAUUACUCUUGGAUAUAAACCAAUUAAAAAAAAAGGAAGACGAAUACCAAUUCAAACAGCAAUUAUCUCUAUGAAAUUGGCUUACCUUCUGCUCGAUGGAUUAAAAGGUGUAAUUAUCUGGGGUAAAAAAAAGUAA